Orbicella faveolata is the source of this 1547-nucleotide messenger RNA. RefSeq names its product galactosylceramide sulfotransferase-like. The record is from RefSeq and is a predicted model, not a curated record. Gene Ontology annotation, molecular function: galactosylceramide sulfotransferase activity. Gene Ontology annotation, biological process: glycolipid biosynthetic process. Gene Ontology annotation, cellular component: membrane. NCBI's taxonomy places the organism in Eukaryota, Metazoa, Cnidaria, Anthozoa, Scleractinia, Merulinidae.
GGGGGUCUGUGAGUCAAUGUUUUCACUACACUUUCGAAUUUAUCAUUCCUGAGACAAAUCCUGUCCAUAGACUGAUGCAAGGCUUUGUGAAUUAGUCUUUUCAAGGCCCUGUUCUGUCACAGCUAGUGUGGUCUUCUUGUGGCACAAUAGCAAAUAUUUCCAUAGAGCUCCAUACUUAUUAAUUAUGCAUACUCGUAAAUAGAACGCCGAGACUCGCAAACUCGCAUGCAUAAUUGAGUACAGGGUUAGAUGGAAAUACUGUUGCUUCUUUAACGAGUACAUAAGAUGACAGUCAAACCUAUAGCAUUCCAAACGACUAACAGCACAAACUUGCCCAUGUAAGAACAACGAGAAUACGCCUUUUUAGUCUGGUUUUCAAGGCCAUAACUCAAAAGCACAUAAAGCAUGUAAGGUAUGUGGUUGCAAAGACUGAAGUGCUGCAAAGCAACGCUAGCACCUUUUGUUCGAAUAUUUUCCGCUCUGAAGGCGUUACUACGAGCCAUAAGAACGUUUGCCCAGGAGGCAGGUCAGCGUAUGUCACUUGUGCUUAUGAUUUCUCGAAGUAACACUUUACUUUGACAGCAAAACAAACUAUCUACAGCAGUUUAAAACAGUUUAACGACAUUGUGGAAAUGGUUCAACUUCUGAAGCACAUCAAAGGCAUUCAAGGACAUCGGCUGUUUGUAUUGAUUUCAAUUUCUGCGUGCAUCACUGUGUUCAUUGUGUACCGGAAUACAACAUUUUUUCCCGUUUUAAGAUCAUCUUCAACCAGGCUACCUGAUGUGUUGCGGCAGAAGAUCGCUGAAACAGACGAAGUACCUGCUCAUGAUGUCUCAAGCUGCCAACCUAUAAGCCAUAUUUACUACCUCAAAACUCAUAAAACUGGCUCCAGUACCAUUGGCACCAUGAUUCUUAAAUAUGGAAUCAUCAGAAACCGCACAAUCGUUCUUGAUCCGGAUCUGGCAGAUAUGCAAUGGCCCGCGCCUCUUGAGUUAAAUGAAGUCUCGAGUCUAGUAAACAAAGACUCGGCAAAGAUAUUUUCCUCUCAUAUAAGAUUCAAUAAAGGACCGGUGAACACAAUUUUCCCUAAACCAAAGGCAAAGUACAUCACUAUCCUUCGCAAUCCUCUUGACCGUUUUAAAUCUGCUUGGCUUUAUUAUGGUUUGUCGGGACGUGCAAGAGUUUCACCAACCGAGGGUCCUAUAAAUAAAUUCCUGAGGUCGCCAAAUGCUUUAGAAGAAAUCAGGAAAAGACUUUUGACCACCAGCGUCUAUAGAAUAUAUAACCACAUUUCGAACUCAAACUUAUUUGACAUGGGUCUUGAGCAAGAAAAUUUACAAAACAUGGCAUUGGUUAAGAGAUACAUCGACAAGAUGGAGGAAGAGUUCGACUUGGUGAUGAUAGCGGAUUACUUUGAUGAAUCACUGAUAUUACUUAAACGACUGCUGUGCUGGGAAUUUGAGGAUAUCGUAUAUGUUAAGUUAAGAGUGAAGAAAAGGAAACUAGAGUUUGAAGAAGAGGUGAAGAAAAACAUUCUUACUUGGAAU